Messenger RNA from Fusarium keratoplasticum, 831 nucleotides. Its product is annotated as Copper homeostasis protein cutC-like protein. NCBI's taxonomy places the organism in Eukaryota, Fungi, Ascomycota, Sordariomycetes, Hypocreales, Nectriaceae. Bases 1 to 831 code for a protein of 276 amino acids. The record is from RefSeq and is a predicted model, not a curated record. Gene Ontology annotation, molecular function: copper ion binding. The transcript has a single exon.
AUGGCUCCCCCAUCCAACGACAAGUUCCCCAAGCCCAUCCCCCUCGAGGUGUCUGUCUACGGUACCGAUAACGGCAUCCAGGCAUCAAAGUAUGGAGCCAAGCGUCUCCUUCUCAGCCACAAGGGUUCUCAGUCUGAUGGCGGCCUCACUCCAACUGUCCAAGAGCUUCGAGGGCUCAAAAACAACGUCUUCAUCCCCAUCAACUGCACCAUCCGGCCUCGCGCCGCUCCGAAGCCGGGCCUCGGCGAACAACAAGACUACAUCUACACCAACCAGGAAUUUUCUCAGAUGUGCGACGCUAUCCGCGAGCUUAAGCAAGCCGGCGUCAUGAAUCCCAUCCGCGGUGACUCUUUUGUCUUCGGUUGCCUCCGACGCAACGACAACAGGAGCGUUCAGGAUAGGAACAAGAUUGUCGUUGACCGUUCAUACUGCCGUCACCUCAUCGAGAUAGCCAAGCCCUUUCCGUGCACCUUCAACCGCGCCUUUGACCACUUCUUCGAAACGGGUGAGUGGAGAGAUGCCCUCCAUCAGAUCAACAUGCUCGGUUUCAAGGGUGUCAUGACGGGUGGUGGCUACGGCUACUUCAACACCCACGUCGAACGCCUGAUAUCCAUGUGCGACCGUCUUGAUGAGAUGCAACUCGUCAUUGCCGGAGGUGUUGCUUGCCGUGAGGUUCAGAAGUUGCGCAGAGACACCCACGGCGUCAAUGUCCACACCAUCUGGAUGAACGCCGAGUGUCUCCGCCCCGAGGACCACGACGACCCCGAGACCGCCGAUGUCAACGGUGUUAUGGGUCUGGUCGACCAACUUGGCCUCGACGCUGAGGACUAG